Messenger RNA from Armigeres subalbatus, 961 nucleotides. Its product is annotated as glutathione S-transferase 1-like. Gene Ontology annotation, biological process: glutathione metabolic process. The transcript has a single exon. Bases 140 to 682 code for a protein of 180 amino acids. Gene Ontology annotation, molecular function: glutathione transferase activity. The record is from RefSeq and is a predicted model, not a curated record. NCBI's taxonomy places the organism in Eukaryota, Metazoa, Arthropoda, Insecta, Diptera, Culicidae.
GUUUGCUAAAUACUUUGGAUAACUGUUUUGAAUGUUGAUUGAGUUUGUGCAAUGUUGAGAAUAAAUUGAUAUGAAUUGUUGAGAUACUAAAAGAGCAUGAUUUUUAUUUGUUUUCGUGAUGGAGUGAAAGUUCUGAACAAUGUCUCGUUUGUUUCUCAAGCUUAACCCGCAGCAUUGCGUUCCAACGCUGGUGGAUGGCGACUUCGCAUUGUGGGAAUCACGUGCGAUUAUGAUUUAUUUGGUGGAUCGUUACGCGAACGCUGAGAUUGGUGACAAGUUGUACCCAUUGGAUCCGCAGAAACGAGCUUUAGUCAAUCAACGUCUGUACUUUGACAUGGGAACAUUGUAUCAACGUUUUGGAGACUAUUAUUAUCCACAGAUAUUCGAGGGAGCCUCAGCAAACCCAGAGAACUAUUCGAAAAUUGGUGAAGCUUUAGAGUUUUUGAACACAUUUCUGCAAGAUCAACAAUUUAUAGCCGGAGGAGAUUGUCUAAGCCUUGCGGAUCUGAGCGUAUUGGCCUCCUUAGCAACUUUCGAAGUGGCUGGAUAUGAUUUUUCGGGGUACAAAAACGUUCAUGAGUGGUAUGAGAGAAUUCAGAAGAUAGCUCCAUCGGCAGAUAUCAACCGAAAGUGGGCAGAAGCUGCGCGGCCACUAUUCGAUAAAAUCAAAAUAUCCAAUUGAGGAGUAUAAACUUGUUUUAUUCCAAAGUCUCUAAUACCAGUUUCAAACAAAUAAAAAUCACGUCAUCGUAAUUAGCGUUCCACAACCGUCUAUUCACCUUCUUCUCUUUUAUAUAGCAGAGUCACGACAAUUAGCAGCACAGUAUCAGAAAUAAGCAUUUCCCAAUUAGCAUGUCAAUUAACCACCUUGAGUAUGCAUUCCACAGUUGAACCCGCAACACACCAUCCCGACACUGGUCGACAAUGGUUUCGCCCUGUGGGAAUCGCGUGCCAUUCUGAG